Cryphonectria parasitica EP155 is the source of this 1515-nucleotide messenger RNA. RefSeq lists its product as uncharacterized. NCBI's taxonomy places the organism in Eukaryota, Fungi, Ascomycota, Sordariomycetes, Diaporthales, Cryphonectriaceae. The record is from RefSeq and is a predicted model, not a curated record. Bases 1 to 1515 code for a protein of 504 amino acids. The transcript has 6 exons.
AUGGAGGACUUCAGCAUCGGCGGCAAAAGAGAGACGGGCACGGAAGAGCACGGUGAUGAGCCCCAGGCGAAAAGGCUGCGAACAGAGCCUUACCAAGCAGCGCCUGAGGUCACCGCUCUACUGGACCCGGGAGAGAGGUGGCUCCAACAGUAUACCUACCAGCCAAGCCCAUAUGAUCUGUCGUUCGCCUCGCAAUCUCUACAGCUACUGCAGCCUGGACAAGGCCCCUUACCAGUGCCAAAUCCUGGCCAGAUGUGGAAUGCGACCGAGUCUGGUGUCCGUGACGGAUCUCCAGUCAAUAGCUCCAACGUGUCUGCUAUCCUUGGACCAGGAGCUUCAACUCUGACGGUAACAGGAUCUACUGCCACGGAGAAUAUAUCUGCCGACAGCUUCAUCUCGCCCCAUAAAUUUGGAGGCUCCUACAUAUCGUCCUCGGUGGGAAGCGCAUGCCAGACUCCAGAAUUGAGCCCGAAGCAUCCCGAGCCCAGGAUUGAGGUGUCUUCCAGCAGCCAUGACACCAGAGCAGACAAAAGCCUCGCGAGCCAGGAGCAAUUUGAUACCUGUUUUGGCGUGAUCAUUGCAAAGCCUACAGGAACUUUCAAACCCGAUGAAGUGGGUUGCGGGAAGCCGCUGACUAUCAAACCUUCGGGGGAUAUCGUUAAACUCAGCUAUCAAGAUCCUCCCAGAUACGCGGGGCUGCUGAUUCUACCGUCCUUGUCUCGGCUUGAGCAGAGAUUCAAUAUCCGUCUCAGCGCCAGCAUUUCGACUGAGACCACUCUGGAUCAGAAGUCCACCAAAAAGCCCAAGAAACGCAACAAAGGAACAGCGAAGGCAGACGCGCAGGCCCAGGUGGAGGUGACCGUCCGCAUCUUGAUAUACGGCUUGUCCGAAGACAGUGUCGCCAUUGGGAACUUUCUUUCAGAUGCUGGCUUGUAUCUCCAGCAUCCUUACACAACGGAGUACAACAGGAACCUCGACUAUCACAACCCGCACUACCUCACGCGACCCGGUGGAGGAAUGCCGCCGAUGGAGGAUUUGAAUUUGGGCUCAGAUGGCCGCGCUGAACCUGAAAUUAACACCUUGGAUGAAAUUGCGAAGAGUAGGCUGUUGAGGAUUUUUGACGCCGCGAAUGGCGUCGAUAUCUCAGCGAGUGAUCUUGAAAUCUACGCAGGUGUAGGAGUCAGUCCUCGGCUGAAUUGCACCUUGCUCCCCCGUUUCAAACCAGCUGACCUGGAAUUCUUCUCUGGCUUUCGACAUAUCAUCGCUGGACAUGACGAGGAUAAUCUCCCUCCCCUAAACGGCGGAAUAUUAGCAGACGAUAUGGGCCUCGGAGAGUCAGACCUCCUUUCCGGCUGGUACAACUCGAGCAAGUUUGGUAGUCGCUCCAAUGUCAAGUAUGUGCAUCUCUCCCCCGUAGCAGGAGCGAACGAUGCUGAUCAUCAAAGCUAUCUCGGCGUGGCAAGAGCAGAUAAAGACGUAACGAAGCCCCCUAUUAUUCCGUUUAUGAGGCUUUAA